UCACUGCUCCGAGGACUCUGGGAACUGCUGCUCGCUCCACAAGCUGCACGCUUGCGCAAAAGCGCUCGCGGUCGCCCUUCCCCCACUUGCAGUCGCGAGUGGGUGACAGAGCCCCCUUCUCCGCGAGCCUCGUCACCCCGAAUCGUGAGUGGAGGCUAAAGCCCUCCAGCUGUGCCUUUGUGCUUCUGUGCCUUCACCCCAACCCAGAAAAUGAUGGGGUCCCAGGGAUCCGUUUCAUUCACUGAUGUAACUGUGGACUUCACCCAGGAGGAGUGGGAGCAACUGGACCCCUCACAGAGGAUUCUGUACAUGGAUGUAAUGCUGGAGAACUACAGCAACUUACUUUCAGUGGAAGUGUGGAAGUCUGAUUACCAGGUGGAGAAGGACCCCAGAGACCCGCAGAAACAAGCAAGGUCACUUGCAACCCUCAAGAACCAACCAGCAACUGAAGAAAGAGGCAGUCUCUUUGGAAAGACAUUCAAUCUAAACACAGACUUUGUUUCACUAAGACAAGUUCCCUACAAAUACGACUUAUAUGAAAAAACUUUGAAGUACAAUUCAGACUUACUUAGCAGUAGAAGCUGUGUAAGAAGGAAAGGAGACGGGUGUGGUGGAUUUGGGGAUCCACUUCUGUACCUGAAGCAAGAGAAACCCCAUGCUGGACUGGAAUACUCAGAAUAUAAUGGAAAUGGAAGGGCUCUCUGCCAUAAGGAUGCCAUCUUUAAACAUCAGAAAAUUAAGAGCUUGGUUCAACCUUUUGUCUGUAAUUACUGUGACAAGACCUUCUCCUUCAAGUCCCUGCUCGUUAGUCACAAGAGGAUCCACACAGGAGAAAAGCCCUAUGAUUGUAAUGUGUGCCAGAAAACCUUCUCCCAUAAGGCCAACCUCAUCAAACAUCAGAGAAUUCAUACUGGAGAGAAACCUUUUGAAUGUCCUGAGUGUGGAAAAGCAUUUACCCACCAGUCAAACCUUAUCGUGCACCAAAGAGCACAUAUGGAGAAGAAGCCCUAUGGAUGCAAUGAAUGUGGAAAGACGUUUGCUCAGAAGUUUGAACUCACCACACACCAGAGAAUUCAUACAGGAGAGCGGCCCUAUGAGUGUAACGAAUGCGCAAAAACCUUCUUUAAGAAAUCAAACCUCAUCAUACAUCAGAAAAUUCAUACAGGGGAGAAACGCUAUGAGUGCAGUGAGUGUGGGAAGUCAUUCAUCCAGAACUCACAGCUCAUCAUCCACAGGAGAACUCACACUGGGGAGAAGCCCUAUGAAUGCACAGAAUGUGGCAAGACAUUCAGCCAGAGGUCGACUCUUAGGUUACACUUGAGAAUCCAUACAGGAGAGAAACCCUACGAGUGUGCGGAGUGUGGGAAGGCCUUCAGCAGGAAGUCUAGACUCAGUGUCCACCAGAGGGUUCACAUGGGGUAGUCCUGAGGCUACAAGCAGACUGCUGCAGAAAACCUGUCAGGCCAGAAUUCUUACAGUGAGGGGGAAGCCCUCAUGAAGAUAUUGAAGGAACCUGGGAAAUUCUAUUGAGAUGUAAUCUAUCUCAAAAACUUUAGAAAAAAAUGAUACCUAAGAAUAUUAUACUGAGGCUGGAGAAAUGGCUCAGCGGUUAAGAGCACUGACUGCUCUUCCAGAGGUCCUGACUUCAGUUCCCAAAAACCACAUGGUGGCUCACAACCAUCUGUAAUGAGAUCCAAUGCCACCUUUUGGUAUGUCUGAAGAGAGAGACAGUGUACUCAUAUACAUAAAAUAAAUAAUUUUUUUAAAAAGAUUAUACUGAAAGUUAUAAUAUCCAGCUAAAGAGUACAUAUCUAAAUAUAUGUAUUACUUCAGUAUAUAUAUAUAUAUAUAUAUAUUCAGAUCUAAUUGUAAAUAUACAUACCCAGCUCUGUUUCCAUGAGCUUUUUUGGCUUUUUAGGCUUCUGGGGAUCAAAUCUAGGGUCUUACCUGUGCUAGGCAAGAUUCUUCUUUCUUUUUUUAAAACCACUGAUCAGGUGUGGUGUGGGUUUUUGGAAGUUCAAAGCCCUCCUCCAGUGAUAUACCUAAUCCUUACAAAACAGUUCUACCAACUGGAGACCAAGUAUUCAAACUUGAACGUAUAAGGGCCAUUCUCAUUCAAACCACAACAAUAAAUUAGACUUCAGUGGUUUCCAUAUAGUGGUGCACACCCUUAGUCCCAGUACAUGGGAGGCAGAGGCAGGCAAAUCUAAGUCUGGUCUACAUAGUAAGACCCUUUUAAAUGAAGAUUUAAAAAAAAAAAGUGCCACUACUAAGACUUUAUAUUAACCGAGUUAUAGCACAGUUUGGUUUAGAAAAAUUUACCAUUUAAAAAUGAGUGACACGUUCACUGAAAAGUGUAGUGUGUAGGAGCGAACUCCCAGAUCAGAUAAUAUGAGCAUAUGACAGUUUGGUUUUUUUCAAAUAAAGAUCCGGAGACCUGCAUCGGUAUGUUUGAGUACCUGUCUCCCCUGCCCCGGCUCUGGAGUCAUAAGGAGCCCAGCUUUUUAUAUGGGUCCUGGCCGUCAAGCUUGCCCCUUCUGCUUUCAAGGCUAGCACCUCACAAAGCCAUACCCCAAGUCCCAGCAUGUUUCCUUUAUGACACCCUUUAUAUCUGUAUUGAUCUUUGAACCUUGCGCCUCUGACUCAUCAGUCCUGGCACAUUUGGUGGCCCAGACAGAAUACAGUGCAGCCUUGGAAGACCAUAGUUUCCAGCCUUUCACCCUCAGAGGCUGCUGUGCCUCCAAGGCCUUAUCUGCCUAUAGGUGAUGAGCUAUCAUUUAACCAAGAGCAAGUCCAGAUUUGCAUCCUCUACUUCACGUCCUUUGUCUUCCAUCCUCCCCUGGCUGUUGUAGGGACUGAAUCUGUCCCUGUAGCCGUGUCUGUCCAUGUGUGUCCCUUACAAAUGGUUUUUCUCUGUAUUUAUGGACAUCACAGAAAGCAUCACAUGGGAAGGAAUGAGGGUUAGCAAGAGAUCAAGUCACUGACUCCAACUAACCCUGACAUCACUGUUCAUGAGGCAGUCACUGUAUGUGUGUGAUACUUAUGGUGGAUGUCCAGUCUACAGGAUUGCUUUCAACCUCUGUUUUGUUGCUUUUGACAAAUCAUUACUAGGGUCAUGGGCAUGAAAUACAUAAUUUAAGAUUACAGGUUGUAGGGCUAGAGAGAUGGUUCAGCCGGUAAGAGCACUGACUGCUCUUCCGAAGGUCCUGAGUUCAAAUCCCAGCAACCACAUGGUAGCUAACAACCACCUGUAAUGAUAUCUGCUGCCCUCUUCUGGUGUGUCUGAAGACAGCUACAGUGUACUUAUUUAUUAUAAUAAAUCAAUCUUUGGGCCGGAGCGAGCAGGGACUAAGCAAGCGUGGCUAACCAGAGUGAGCGGCGUCUGCCAGAGGUCUACCAGAGCAAGGAGCAAGCGGGCUGACUGGAGCGAGUAGAGGUCCUAAAAUGUCAAUUCCCAACAACCAGAUGAAGGCUCACAACUAUCUGUACAGCUACAGUGUGUACUCAUAUACAUAAAAUAAAUAAAUCUUAAAAAAAAAAAAAAGAUUACAGGUUGUAAAGGGGAUGUAAGCAGAAGUCCAAAGCCAAUAAUGUUGGACUGCAACCUUGUUCUCUCAAAGGCACAUUAAACAGGCUGAGUACACAGGA
Mastomys coucha (southern multimammate mouse) is the source of this 3648-nucleotide messenger RNA. It is a transcript of the gene Zfp1, whose product is annotated as ZFP1 zinc finger protein. The transcript is spliced from 4 exons. Bases 211 to 1422 code for a protein of 403 amino acids. Gene Ontology annotation, biological process: negative regulation of transcription by RNA polymerase II; regulation of cytokine production; regulation of immune system process. Gene Ontology annotation, molecular function: RNA polymerase II cis-regulatory region sequence-specific DNA binding; DNA-binding transcription repressor activity, RNA polymerase II-specific. The record is from RefSeq and is a predicted model, not a curated record. Lineage: Eukaryota; Metazoa; Chordata; Mammalia; Rodentia; Muridae.